Cylicostephanus goldi is the source of this 624-nucleotide messenger RNA. NCBI's taxonomy places the organism in Eukaryota, Metazoa, Nematoda, Chromadorea, Rhabditida, Strongylidae. The record is from the annotation of a GenBank genome assembly.
GUCAUGCUAAAGAAGCCUGUAUUCAUACCAUCACUGCUUGCUGCUAUAGAUGACUAUGAUAUCACUGUCAGGAGGGUAGGAAUACAACUUCUAACAUCCCUGCUCCGCCAUCGGGGCCCUGAAGUACAAGCAGCAGUGAUGGCCCAACCCACCGGUGUUCCACAUCUCGUAGAUAUCGUGCACGACCGACGUGAAGUAGUACGAAACGAGGCAGUUUUGAUGUUAUGUGAGCUGAGCCGUUCAAAUUCACAGAUCCAGCAACUUCUUGCGUACGAAAAUACCUUUGUUCAUCUGUUGGAUAUCAUAGAUACUGAGCCACUUGAUAGCAUCAUAAUCGAAGAUUGUCUGUUUGUCAUUUUGAAUCUGCUUAGGAAAAAUGCCAUGAACCAGCAACUUUUUCGGGAAAAUAAUCUUAUUGCUCGCUUGUGUGUCGUUCUGAAUGCGUUUUUGUACGGAAGUGAAGAAGAGCCCGAUGGUGGUGAGUGGGUAAAGCAGCGAACCGCCAACAUCAUUUUCCUCCUCCAAGUCAUCAGGAGUCUGGUUAGUCCGGAUAAUUCAGGGACCAACACGCACGCGGCGCAGAAGGCUAUCCAUCAGACGAGUUCGUUUUAUCAUUGUUCUUGA